AUGGCCUCCAUCACCAGCUCCGGCCUCCUGCACCCAUCUUCAGCCCCGAGCAAAGAAGAAGACCGCCGCGGCCGUGUGAUCUUUGAUCCCUUUCUCCUCCAGAAAGAAACCAACGUGCCCAAAGAAUUCCUCUGGCCGCAGUCCGAGAGGCCUGAUUGUUUGGAAGAAGUCCAGGCCCCAGUGGUAGACCUCAAAGGAUUUCUCCAAGGAGAUGAGUCGUCCACCCGUCGUGCUGCUGAGAUCAUCCGACAAGCCUGCCUCGCCCAUGGCUUCUUCCAGGUAAUCAACCACGGCAUCGACCCGUCUCUCUGUCGUGACGCGAUGAGAAAUGCGGACGAACUUUUCAAACUCCCCCUGGAGACCAAGCUCAAGAUCCAGCGACAGCGUGGGAGCUUUUGGGGCUACACCGGAGCCCAUGCCGAUCGCUUUUCCUCCAAGCUGCCCUGGAAGGAGACGCUCUCCUUCGGCUAUGAUAACGUUGGAUCUAAGAAUGGCGUCGUCAGCUACUUCGUGUCCAGCCUUGGGAAGGAUUUUGAGCCAACGGGAUGGGUCUACGAGAGAUAUUUUGGAGCUAUGAAAGAGUUGUCUCUGAGGAUCAUAGAUCUUUUGGCGAUCAGUUUGGGGGUGGAUCGAGAGUAUUUCCGAGAAUACUUCGAGGACGGGGAGUCGGUGUCGAGAUGCAACUACUAUCCGUCGUGCCAAGUGCCGGAGGUGGUGCUUGGGACGGGGCCGCAUAACGAUCCGAACGGGCUCACGCUGCUGCUUCAAGACCAAGUGGGAGGGUUGGAGGUGUUCACGGAUGGCAAAUGGCAAGCAUUAAACCCGCAGCCGGACGCGCUGGUGAUCAACAUUGGUGACACAUUCAUGGUAUGCAUUCUAUUUUAUUUCACAAAGAAAAGAGGAACUUUAAAUAUUGGAUGA
This is a messenger RNA of Phoenix dactylifera (date palm), 921 nucleotides long. NCBI's taxonomy places the organism in Eukaryota, Viridiplantae, Streptophyta, Magnoliopsida, Arecales, Arecaceae. The record is from RefSeq and is a predicted model, not a curated record.